UUUAACAUAUAUUUCAUUUAUCUUUCAAAACUUAAUCGAGAAAAGAGAUUUUAUCUUUUAAGAUCUGUCAAAUCGAAUGUUUUUUCUCUUCAUCAAAACCCUUGUUUAGCAAUUAAUUUUUUAAACUUAGGUAUUGAUAAAAAUGGAACUAUUCCAAAGGGCGGAGAGCGUCCGGCUUAGAAAUCGAAAAGACAAGUACCUAAUAGCAAUGGAUGACAAAGAUAGUGUAACACAAAGACGUAAAGGAACAAAUAAAGAUUCAAUUUGGAAUGUUGAAUUUGUUGAGGGAAGAGAAGAUGCAUUUCGUCUCAAGAGUUGUUAUGGGAAAUAUCUAACCGCUACCAACACACCAUUCAUUCCAGGAGUUGUUGGAAAGAAAGUAAUUCAAGCAGAUCUUCCAGAAAAGAAUUACCCAUCCGCGGAAUGGGAAGCUAUAAGGGAUGGAUUUCAGGUACGUCUCAAAUCAUUUUGGGGAACAUACCUUCAACCAAAUGGAGGAUUACCACCAUGGAGAAAUUCAAUUACACAUGAGGCUCCUAAUACUAAUAGAAAAUACGAAAAAGUCCUAUGGGAUAUCGAGGUUGUGGAUAAACGUCCUAAUUUACAUCGUCGAACAAGGUCAGAUUCAACCUUUCAGAGAUUAGAUUUAACUUUUAUCAGAUCAAAUUCACAUUCUAUGGCAUCCACUCUUGUUUCCCCAAAGACAAAGGCCCAACUUGGAGAACCUCAAGAAAUUAGUUAAACCAAAUAUAUAUGUAUGUUUAUAUGUUAUCUUCAUAAACUAAUUGUGCUUAUUGAGAAAUUCUUCAUAGUAUAGCAAUUUGUAGAUUGAGAUUCACAUAAUUCAUUACAUAAGAAUACUAGAUUAUUCAAUAGCCAAAUAUUCGAGGUAUAUGAAAAUUGUGUGUUAUUAUAUAAUGUUGGCUGGUUUAA
Molecule: messenger RNA, 933 nt
Organism: Solanum lycopersicum (tomato)
Lineage: Eukaryota; Viridiplantae; Streptophyta; Magnoliopsida; Solanales; Solanaceae
Source: RefSeq, a predicted model, not a curated record